Molecule: messenger RNA, 1821 nt
Organism: Spinacia oleracea (spinach)
Lineage: Eukaryota; Viridiplantae; Streptophyta; Magnoliopsida; Caryophyllales; Amaranthaceae
Product: protein NRT1/ PTR FAMILY 2.8
Exons: 3
Coding region: 1-1758 (585 amino acids)
Biological process (GO): transmembrane transport
Cellular component (GO): membrane
Molecular function (GO): transmembrane transporter activity
Source: RefSeq, a predicted model, not a curated record
AUGGGGACUGAAGCUGGGAAAGACGAGGAGAAUGAUAAUCAACUUUCUUCAACAAAUCAGAGGAAGAAAGGUGGAUGGACGGCCGUAAAAUAUAUUUUAGCGAAUGAGACAUUUGAUAAGGUGGCAUCAAUGAGCUUGAUUUGCAACAUGAUAUUAUUUUUACGAUCCAAUUACCAUAUAGGAGGAAUAGCGUUACUUAAUCUACAAGGAAUAUGGUCAGGAUGUUCCAACUUUUUAACAAUACCAGGUGCUGUGUUGUCUGACACCUACCUUGGUAGGUUCUCCACUUUGCUUAUUGGUUCCAUCAUUUCUACCAUGGGAAUGGGAAUAUUGACAGUAAGUGUAGGAGUACCUAAACUAAAGCCUCCAAAAUGUGAACCACCAGCAGAAUGUCUCCCAUCCGAGUCUUGGCAGCUAGCAAUUCUCUACGCAGGUCUAACACUAGUAGCCAUAGGAGGCGGUUGCGUAAGGCCGUGCAACAUCGGGUUCGGUGCUGAUCAGUUCGACGUUACAACAGAAAAAGGCAGGGCUUCCUAUGCCCGUUUCUAUAACUGGUGGUACUUCUCCUUCACAUUUGCACUCUUGGUAGCACUCAUCGGAGUAGUUUGGAUCCAAGUCCACAUUAGUUGGGCUAUCGCCUGUGUGGUUGCAACCGUCUGCUUCGCAUCGUCAACCAUCAUUUUCUUGAUUGGUUCACCUACCUUCAUCAACAAGAAACCUCAAGGAAGCAUCUAUAUUGACAUGGCUAGGGUCGUUGUUGCCGCUUUUGGAAAAAGAAACGUACAAAAUCAUCAAACGAUCUAUGAUCCUCCUUGUAUUAGUAACAGUAAUGACGUUAUUGCACCGCCUAAGCUAAGUAGAACCAACAGACUAAUCUACUUAGAUAAGGCUUCUUUGAUAACUCAGCCUGAAGAAUUAAACAAUUCAGGCUUAGCUAUAAACAAAUGGAGUCUUUGUAGUGUUCAACAAGUGGAGCAACUAAAGUGUCUGUUUGGAAUUUUACCAGUGUGGUUAACUGGUGUUUUCUGUUUUGUGUCAAUUGAUCAACAUAAUUCUUACGGUAUACUACAAGCAAUGCAAAUGAAUCGGAGAUUUACACGGAAAGGGUUUGAAAUCCCGGCGGCAUGGAUAGGUUUCGCGUCAAUGGCGUCUCUAUCGCUUUGGAUACUAGCUUAUGAGCGUAUAUGUCUACCUUUAGCAAAGAAAAUAACAAAGAAAAACGACGUGAGGUUGUCAAUCAAUACAAGGAUCAAAAUAGGAAUAGUUAUGUCAGUUUUAAGCACGUCUACUGCAGCUGUGGUUGAGUGCAAGAGACGUGAGUUAGCCAUAAAAAACAACUCAUAUUCGUCGCCUUUGCACGUGGGAUAUUUAGCGCCACAACAAGUUAUUUGUGGGUUAACUGAAGCUUUUGCUGGGGUUACAGUAAUGGAGUUUUAUACUACACAGAUGCCUGAAAGUAUGAGAUCAUUGUCUGGCUCCAUCUUCUUCCUUAACUUGGCUAUGGCUAGUUAUAUAUCUAUUGCUAUUAUAAACAUCAUUACUAAGAUAACUCAACACACACAUCAAGGGUCAUGGUUGGGUGGAAAUGAUCUUAACCACAACAGGCUUGAUUACUUGUUUGCCAUUGUUGCUUGUUUAGGAGUGGUUAACUACUUCUUUUUCACCUUCUUCGCUAGCAAAUUUGUGUUUAUUGAUAACAACAUCGAGACUACUGAAGCAGCAAGUUCUAGUACAGAGGUGCACCCAAGAGUUGAAUGAAGGAUGGAUUUAUUCCCAUGUUGCAUUUCAUUCUUCUUCUACUUUUUUUUUUGGACAUAGGAC